CCGAUCAAGUUACGCACACCCUUUUCCGGCCAGUCCAGCGCGCCCAUCGAUGUCGUGGCCAUAUCAGGAGCCCAUGGACAUGAUAGCCUAUGAGACACGCACCAGAGCGAGUUUCUUUAGCGACCCUCGUCUGGCACCGCUCCUCACCCUCCUCCCCCUCGUGUUGCUCCACCACCUCUUCCUCCUCUGAAACCGCAGAAGAUGAAAUCGAAUCUCUGUCCGUCAUCCCCAUAGCCAUCUGGCAACGCACCUCGGCCGGGAUCAACUCCCUCGCAUUCUCGCAGGACGAUCAGACGCUGCUUGUUGCCGGGCACGAUGGCUUGCCCUAUCGAGUCUCUAUCGUAGAUGCGGCCCGGCCAAAAGUGCUCCAGGAACUCGCGGGCUAUAACUGCGAUCCUGUCGCCGCGAUUCGCGCAUCCUCCUCCUCUUCUGCUUCUCAUCUUCAUUCUGUAUUCGCCGCCGGUAAAGAUGGGUCUAUCAAAAUCUGGAAUCUUUGACCCCCUCUCUCAUCUUUAUCUUCUUCUGUCACACUUUGAAAUCUGAGAAACAAAAAUUCACUUGUCGUGUAACUCUCAUGUAUUAUAUUAUCAUCAACUAGCUACCGAUUUCCUUCCAUUUUUUUUGUCCAAAUAUUGGUUGAUCAUUCGUGUCCAUCAUCCCAGUUGUCUCCUUUUGGAACUUGUUCACCUUGGGAAGAGCUAUUGACGCCGACACUUCCCCCUCAUUUGCGGUGGGCGAAUCUGGAAGCAAUAAGUAGAAGCCAUGUGUAUAAUUCUAAGGUGGAUCCUAA
Molecule: messenger RNA, 790 nt
Organism: Puccinia graminis f. sp. tritici CRL 75-36-700-3
Lineage: Eukaryota; Fungi; Basidiomycota; Pucciniomycetes; Pucciniales; Pucciniaceae
Exons: 1
Coding region: 90-497 (135 amino acids)
Molecular function (GO): protein binding
Source: RefSeq, a predicted model, not a curated record